UAUAAUUUAAAUUAAACCAACGACUAGCCGACCCGAGCCAAAUGGAGAAGACAGAGAACGAGACCGAAAUAUUCCGAGAAAUCGAGGAAACGGGCUCGGGCCUGGAUGGUUCUCCUCCAAGCACGGAUCCGAUCGUGAACUCGAAGACCGUGAAGACGAAGGUGCCGGAAGUGGAGGUCCACCUGUUCCGGGGGGGCAAGGGUCCGAUCGACGUGUUCAAGGCGGGACUGGGUGGGUGGGAGCAGGACCAGCUCGAGGUCCGAGACAUCCUCGACAAAUACGGGUUCAAGUCGCUCUACGCGUUCAAUUCCGGGGCGGGGCGUGGCCUCGCGAUCCGGUUCAACCCGAGGAACGGACGGUCUGUGUUGACUUACAAGGACGGAGCCGUGGUUUACAUCGAUGGGGAGCCCAAGGAUUCCUUGAUCAAACCCGUAACCAAGAUCUUGUUUGGGGUAGCAGUUAUAACCAUUUUGCUGACAUUGAUUUUGAAGGAAACUCCAGCGUGGGUCGAGAAAUUUAACAUUUUUGGUGGGAGCUUCCCUCCAUGGAUCCUUGCUUGCGUGGUCAUCGUUUUCACUCGCAUGCGGAAAAGAACAAAGGACUUGUUGAAAAAGUAUGGUUGGUGAAAGAAAAAAACAAACAAACAAAAUUUUUCGUCUUUAGAGCUCACGAGUUUUUCAGUUCUCUAGCUCCAAGUUUUGUCUAAAUCAAAUUUUCUUCAUAAUCAUCCUUACAUUCACAUUCAGCAGUAGAACAUGUUGAAUGGUAUUUUCUUUCUGGUAGAUGAUUUUGGUGUUUUUCCACAAUAAAACUGUAAUGAAUUUGUGAAUUAUGUCAAUGCAAUUCAGGCUGUGGAAUGGUUUA
Molecule: messenger RNA, 864 nt
Organism: Corylus avellana
Lineage: Eukaryota; Viridiplantae; Streptophyta; Magnoliopsida; Fagales; Betulaceae
Product: WD repeat protein
Source: RefSeq, a predicted model, not a curated record